AUGUUCUCUUCCUUCAAGUCCCUCCUCGUCCUUGGCUGUGUCGCCGCCUCCGCUGUUGCGCAGCAAAUCGCCAUCGCCAUCCCAGCCACCAAUGACACCGUGAGCGCGGGGAGUAAUAUCACUGUCCAGGUGAUCAAACCUGACUCUCUCACUGGCUCGACUGAGGUUGGCAUUGCAAUCUCCCUCAAGUCAUGCGCGUCAUAUCCUGGUGGCUGCGCCGUCGUCGAUAUUUCUCAAGCACUCGGUGACAUUCUUUACACCGGCUUGUACGAUCCUGAAUAUCGUUCGGGCGAAUGGUACCCCUUCCAAAAUUUCACCGUUCAGGUCCCGAGUGGUUUCCCCUCGGGCCAGGCGGCGUUGGGCGUAACUCAGCUUGCACUCGUUGGUGCGGGCCCUUACCCCUAUACGCAAGUCACCAACCAAACCAUCAACGUUGCUUGA
Messenger RNA from Fibroporia radiculosa, 441 nucleotides. RefSeq lists its product as uncharacterized. The transcript is spliced from 3 exons. Lineage: Eukaryota; Fungi; Basidiomycota; Agaricomycetes; Polyporales; Fibroporiaceae. The record is from RefSeq and is a predicted model, not a curated record. The coding region runs from base 1 to 441 and encodes 146 amino acids.